AUUUUAUUUUUUUUUUACCCUCCCUCCUUCCCUCCCCCUUCCCUUCUUCCUGUUGUUGUUAUUGUUGCCACGGAUCAAUCAUCACUCGCCAACAAUAGCAAGACGGCUCGCCUUUUCCACUUUCCCACCCCCUCCCCUAGCGAAAAGUCACAAAUUAUGUAUGGCUCCAUGCGAAGCGAACCUUUCACUUCUCCAUUCCUCUUUAGCUCCCUUUAGCAAUUGCCGAGGCGGCGGCGGAUCAUUAAGCCACAAAAAGGGCAGAAGAUUGUAUCAGUACGUCAAAUGGGGCGAUAGUAGUCAGUCGGACCUAGUCAAAACGUUCUCACCAAGUCUUCAGGGGAGGUCAUGCAACGUCGAUCGAGCCAUCGGAUUCGUGGCUUUGCCUCCAUCGCCGCAAGACGGGGUCAGGAUCAAUAUCGGAAUGCUUCGCUCGACCUUUCUCUCAUCGUGCCUCCCGCUAUCCUGACUAGUGCCACUGAUAAUGCACCUAGACGGUACUACAACCGGAGGUAUCUUAACCCCCUCAGUUACUUACAACCCAAGUCUUGCAAUUGCCACCACUAGUGUUUUUGCCUGCCGUAGACGAGUUGCCAAAAAAGCACAUUUAUGUUCCACCUGCAGCAAUAGGAAGAAAAAAUAAUAAAAAUAAAAUAAGAACGAUGCAUCUGUAUACGGAGGAGUAAGUACUUUGUGCUGGAUGUCGAUGUAUCGUCCUUUUGGUCCCAACCCCCCCAAUCUGGUAGUGGAGGUGGGCUGGCGUACUUUUCCCUCUCUGGUCGGAUUUUAAGCUCCACCACAAAAAAAGUCAACGGCUUGGGGCAGGACGAUCCAUUCCCGCGGGUUCGACACACCUUCUGACGGAUCAUGGCUGGGA
Aspergillus welwitschiae is the source of this 874-nucleotide messenger RNA. RefSeq lists its product as uncharacterized. The transcript has a single exon. The record is from RefSeq and is a predicted model, not a curated record. NCBI's taxonomy places the organism in Eukaryota, Fungi, Ascomycota, Eurotiomycetes, Eurotiales, Aspergillaceae. Bases 161 to 466 code for a protein of 101 amino acids.